This is a messenger RNA of Psylliodes chrysocephalus, 1641 nucleotides long. NCBI's taxonomy places the organism in Eukaryota, Metazoa, Arthropoda, Insecta, Coleoptera, Chrysomelidae. The record is from the annotation of a GenBank genome assembly.
CGUUUCUCCUCUUUUAAUUGCAUUCUCUUACUCCUUUCACUAAUACUUUUUUCAGAUACCUAUGGAAGGUUAAGUGAUGGAAUAGCUAAAAUAUAAAUACAAUAAAACACUUAUUUAAUUCAGGCAAAAUUUUAUUGACAAGCUUACCUGUUUCUUUGAGUCUUUUUGGCAUUUUAUUUGUUAUCUGAGCUUCAAUCAUAUCUUCAUAUUGAUCCAGCGCAAAAUGUUUACUGCAGAUACGUUUAUUUUUUGGAUCAAAGGGGCUUUUUCUUCUACAAAGACGAACCCAUUGUUUUAAAAUUUCCGGUUUUUUGGGGAAAGAAAAAAAUCUUAUUAAUUCCUCAUCUUUUUUUGCUCUUUCGCUAUUACUUUUACACGUAGCCACACUACAAAUUGUUCCAGUCAUUUCUACGAUAGAAUAUUAAAAAUAAAGCUUUUCAAAUUAUAAAUAUAAAUUUUUGGUUAUGGUUACCUGACUAUCCGCGAUGAAAAAAAUAUAAUAUUUAAGUUUAAUUCAAAAUAGUCUAUGUCUAAAGAUAUACUAAUAAAAGUUUAUAAAUAAAAAAACACACGAAAACUCACAAAAACUUUAAUUUAAAUCACAAUAAACAACAGAACAGUACAAUAAAACUACGAAAACGGUCAGCAGCAGACUUCAACUCUAGCAUACUUGUGACGUAUGACCCGCCAUCUUGACAGCAAAGUGAGGCAACCGUAUUAUUUUACGAACCGUGACCCAAGUCAGAUACUUGUAAAACGUGCAACGAGAUGAAGAUAAAAAUUGAUACUUUGAAGCAAAACUACAAUGCAAAAGAAGUGCAAGAACUAACCAGAACACUAGAGAUUCAUAAUAUCAGAGCUAAAGCAAUGCAAGGCUUGCUUAAAUUGGAAGUAGAUAGCUCGAAACGUGUUGAAAAUAAGUUAGUAAUAUUAUUCGACUUGCAGCAGGCCAUACCAAUACCAAAAUUAACAACAGGACCUGCGUUCUAUUGCCGCAAAAUUCUCUAUAUUCUCGGAGUUCAUGAUUGUACGAAUCAGAGUGCGGAAAUGACAGAAACAUUUAGGGAAGAACUUAUUACAGGAACUCAGUUAAAGACAGUAAAAAUCAGAUCUUUUAUUUGUGAUUCCCCAGCUCGAGCUUUUAUAAAAGGUGUGGCGAAUUUUAAUUCUCAAAAUGGUUGCCAGAAGUGUACAAUAGUUGAACAGUAUUCUUACGUAUCGCAUACCAAUUACUAUCCUCGAAGGAUAUGUGCCAAACGAACUGAUUAUGAAUUUAGACAAAGGCUAUAUGAUAUUCAUCACAAAGUUUACUCUCCUCUAUUACAGCUACCUAUAGAUAUGAAACAAGAUGUUCCCAUUGGUGAUUACCUGCACUUGUUAGACCUUGGAAUUAUGAAGAGAUUGCUUUGUGCUUUGCGUGAUGGAAAUUUUGGAAAUUACCGAACUAAAUGGCCAGCACGUGACACGCAAGACAUAACAGAAUUUCUUAUGAAUACGAAACUACCAAAAGAAUUUCACCGAAAAGUGAGAGAAUUAGAUGUACUGGCAUUUUGGAAAGGGUUAAAGUUCAGAACAUUUAUGUACUAUUUAGGAAUCGUUGUUCUAAAGCAUUUUUUACCAUCUGAAGUUGAACAUUUUUAA